Messenger RNA from Rotaria sp. Silwood2, 609 nucleotides. NCBI's taxonomy places the organism in Eukaryota, Metazoa, Rotifera, Eurotatoria, Philodinida, Philodinidae. The record is from the annotation of a GenBank genome assembly.
AUGAACCCGUUGAUUGGUUCACGUCAUGACUGUACACUCACAGAAUGUGAGUUUAAUUUAUGUGAAACAUGUCUACCAAAGAAUAAGCAUGAACAUCCUCUUUCUGAAUAUCUUACAUCUAAAAGAACUUAUUCAUUAGAAAAACUCUUUACAUCGAUUCCUUAUUUAAUUAAUUCUAAUAAUGAUGAAAAAGUUGAAACGAAAACACUUUGGGAAAAUGAUGUAAAAAGUAUUGGAUUUAACUUCCUGGUUCAUUGGUGUUUACCAUGUCGUGAGCUUUCAUUAAGAUUAGUAGAACUCUACAAAGAAAUACAAACAACUUCUAAUGGGUUUCGUCUUGUUUUCAUAUCAUGUGAUCGAGAUGUGGAAUCAUUCAAUAAAUAUCGUGCAGCAAUGCCUUGGCUUGCUGCUCCAUUAGAUGCAGGUGCCCUUCUCAAAGCAUAUUUUCGAGUUUCUGUUAUUCCAUCAUUAUUCAUUCUUUCAUCUGCUGGAACAGUUUUAUCCCAUAAUGAUCGUGAUGAUAUUUUUUUAACAAAAGGAGUCGAAGUAUUCAAAACAUGGGCACAAGGAGAAAAGUUACCGACUUCUUUACCAGAACAAUUCGAAUGA